This is a messenger RNA of Dalotia coriaria, 3137 nucleotides long. Its product is annotated as G-protein coupled receptor dmsr-1. Gene Ontology annotation, cellular component: plasma membrane. The transcript has 4 exons. The coding region runs from base 299 to 1555 and encodes 418 amino acids. Gene Ontology annotation, biological process: G protein-coupled receptor signaling pathway. Lineage: Eukaryota; Metazoa; Arthropoda; Insecta; Coleoptera; Staphylinidae. The record is from RefSeq and is a predicted model, not a curated record. Gene Ontology annotation, molecular function: G protein-coupled peptide receptor activity.
CGCCGCCACUGCCGCAGCUGCAGUCAAUGUGCCGUACGCUCAUCCCGUGCUGGGGGGCUGCGUCAGUCGACUUCGGCACUGUUGCGGCAGUCCAAUUUCGGCCACCUCCGCGCACCCUACGUUCACACUGUGCACACACCGAACAACGCGAUCACGUUUCGACGGCGGCGAAAGUAAUCUGCCUAACAAAUUGAGUGUGAAAUUUUGUAAACGCACUGGAAAACUGACAUCACAAGAAAAUUCAACCUACUUUGGAACAUUACCCAAGCGCAUUCAUAUCUCCGCCAUCCAGCUUGUGAUGAAACAAGUGGCAUUGGUGCGAGCAAUGGUGCGCAACGUUUUAUUUCCCAACAACAUGACGGUGUCGCCUACGAUGUAUUUCAACGUCACUCAGCGCCAGCAACAGAAUCUCUCCGCCCCCGUUGAUUGCAUCUAUGUGACGCGCAGCGAGUGCACAGACGGCUGGUUCGCCGAUUUCGCAAUCGAAUACGGAAAGACAUAUCACGUUUAUCUGGCGAUCGUCGUUUGCUGCUUUGGCACCAUUGCGAAUAUGUUGAAUAUUGCGGUGUUGACGCGCAAGGACAUGGCGAGCGCACCUAUCAACCGCAUCUUGACCGGGAUAGCCGUCGCCGACAUGAUGAUCAUGGUCGAGUAUAUACCGUUUGGAUAUUACUAUUACGUAAUACUUCCUGGAAAAAUGAACUUUCCGUAUUGGGGCGCUGUCUACAUGCUGGCGCAUAUGCAUUUUGCGCAGAUUAUGCACACGACGUCCAUUUGCCUGACAUUGACACUCGCUAUAUGGAGAUAUUUAGCUAUUGGCUAUCCGAAUCAAAGCCACAUCUUGUGCUCAGAGGGACGCUGCACCUUGGGAAUCGUGUUAAGUUAUUUCCUCCCUGUGUUGCUUUGUUUCCCCACGUACUUCGCGUUCGAGAUACAAUCGACCACGGUCACCGAGGAAAACGAGAACUUCAUCCUCCAUCACGUCGGCCUCAGCGAAUUAGCCAACAAACACAAUUAUUUCGUGAUCAACUUCUGGCUCUAUGCGGUGGUCAUAAAACUCCUACCAUGUUGUAUACUAACCGUCAUCAGCUGGUGGUUAAUCAAAACACUCUUCGUCGCAAAGAAACGCAAGCAGGUUUUGCGAGGUUACAAUGCGUGCAUGAUGACUGAUGCUCCCACAACGGGUGGUCUCACUGGGGGAGCACCACCACGUGCAACAAAGGCAGAAAGACGUGCGGAUCGUACAACGAAAAUGCUCGUGGCCGUCGUCCUACUGUUUUUGCUCACCGAGUUUCCGCAGGGAAUAUUUGGCUUACUAAUAGGUCUGAAAGGAAAUUGCUUCUUCAAUAAUUGUUAUCACAAGUUUGGAGAGAUAAUGGAUCUGCUCGCGUUGCUCAAUGGAAGCAUCAAUUUUAUACUUUACUGUUGGAUGAAUCGAAUGUUUCGCAUUACCUUUGGGCAAUUAUUCAAGUCGAAGGUGUUGGCCAAAUGGGUCCCGCCGGCAAACUCCGAAAUUUACACGACGUCUGAUAACACCGGAACUUCAAAACUAUAAAUCUAACUUAAUACUACUUAAUAUAUAAUCUAUAGAUGGUAAUGAAUGCGUCAAAUUUUUAUAUGAAAAGUAAGAAAAACAACGAUAGUUUCAAUAUAUUACUGUUGAUAUAUGAUUUCAAUACAAACUAACAUAUUUAUUUUGCAUUUUGCGAUUGCUGGUAUACUUCGUAAUACACGAUUAAUACGUUACCAAAUUUGUCAUGCAUUACGGGAUAGAAAUAGUAAGAUCAUUGGAGUUUGUUCCUAUCCUUCAAAAACAAUUUCCAAAAAUAAAAUAAAAAACAUAAAACUAGCUUUUGCCCGCGACUUCGUCCCGAUAGUGUUUAAUAAAAAUGUAAUUCGUUUUUACCCUCUUGUUUUAGACAUAGUAUGUGUCAAUUCUAUAAAUAAGAUUUUAUUUUAAAGAAAUUAAUUAUAUAAAGAAUUGCUAAUAAUGCACUUCAGAGCGCCACCUCGGAUUCAACUAUUUAACUAUAACUAUGACUGAAUCUCAAUACCAAUUUUUAUUUUGUAGAAAAGGGCUGUUUUUAAGGUUUUCCCGACAAUUAUCUGAAUUUUCCUCGCCAUAAAAACUAUCCUUGGACUUUAACGAACAUUUUAAAAAAGAGUUGGCCAAAUUGGUCUAGGCGUUGUUGAGUUAUGCGCUUACCAACAAAUUUUGCGAUUCAUUUUUAUAUUAUAGAAGAUAUAAAAUGCAAAGUUUCAUUUUUAGGGAAGUGUCAUGCUUAUUUUACUGCUAUUUUGAGUAAAAACAUAAAUAAAAUGAACGGAAGUUGUAGUACCUUAUAGAUGCCACCGCGUUUUGCGAUUCAAGUCAAUAUUUUUAUUUUAUAGUUGUUUUGUUAAACUAUGUGUAACCAUAUUUACGUACGUUCAACCAACGUGGUUUACGCUAUCCUUAAAAACCUAUUGACAAAACUUUUACAACUCCAUUAAAUGCUUCUUUAAACUUUCCUAAACCAUAUACAAAUAACCAAAGUUGUCAAACAUUGUCAAAAAUCGUCUAUAACGUGGUAUGCCAGUUAACCAAAAAGAACGAAUUUUUAAGCUAGUAAGUAAAAUUCAAUGGUGUCUGCACGAAACCCCAACAUCGAAAAAUAUAUUCCAUGUGAUACGUCAUAUCUUGUCUAGUCAUUAAAUACUAAUCAACUAAUCCAUUGAAUGCCCACAGUUAUUAUCCGUGCUCCCUUUGCAUGCUUACAUGUCAUUUGGUUUGGUAAGUUGUUUUUUAUUCAAAUUUUAUACCAAUUUAAAAAAACCAAAAAGGAAGCAGAAAAUAUUGACCAAACGAAAUGUUUAUAUAACUCAAUAGAAUAAAUUAUUUAAAACGUAGGUAGAUGAUAUCGGAUCAAUAAUCGUGCGCAGCAUGAUUAAUUAAAUGUCAUCCUCUCAAUUUAUUCUCUACCAAGUAUUAUGUGGUGAGUGUUAGUGCCAGUGCCACCGAUGAAACACUCACAGAGGACAUUUUGUUUGACCGUCUGGUCGCCAAGCAAUGUAUUAUACCGUGUAUCCACAAGCUCACUAACUUUGUGUACAACACUGCUGUAAUGUGAAUUGUAAUUAAAAUGAACAAAGGACAA